Messenger RNA from Onychostoma macrolepis, 3773 nucleotides. RefSeq names its product membrane-associated ring finger (C3HC4) 11 (gene marchf11). The transcript has 4 exons. Gene Ontology annotation, molecular function: zinc ion binding; ubiquitin-protein transferase activity. Lineage: Eukaryota; Metazoa; Chordata; Actinopteri; Cypriniformes; Cyprinidae. Gene Ontology annotation, biological process: protein ubiquitination. Bases 484 to 1497 code for a protein of 337 amino acids. The record is from RefSeq and is a predicted model, not a curated record.
UAAGCGCAAAGAGCGCGUGGCUCCGGGGCGGGUGGCGCGCGGGUCCAUCAUAGAGCAGUUACCCAAACGACUUUCCCUUCAGAAACAGCUUCGUCGCUCAUCUUUACUCGCUAUCUCAUCACUCACACACUCAACCGGUAGGCUACAUCUAAUUCUUUUGUGGAGGUUGGCUGUGAGGUUAUGCGAGUUUCGUGCCUUCACUGCUCGGUGUUCCAGCACCGCGCCCGGAUGGAAAUGUGUCUUCCGGGGAAAAGCUGCUUUCAGCCAACGAGACAGCGAGCACAUCGCGCCGCACAGCCUGGACAUCUGCAACUUUCAACAGAAGCGAGUGCCUUUCUGAGAACGCGUGCGGUUUGAGACGCAGAUCUAUGGCAAGACCUAUGCGUCCCAGAGGGGAGAAGAGCCGUGGAAAAUCUGACAGAGGCCCGUAAGAGCUCGAACCCCUAAUUUUGCUAUUUCAUUCUGAUCCUAGUGCCGUCAUUCAUGGAUGUGCACGCAGAGGCGGGUCCGUUGCACGUGCAGACGGUGGAUGAGCCACCGGGAGGCGCCACCGUUACCGUCGCCGCCGCAGAGUUUCAGGUCCAAACGGUGCUGGAGAGCGAUGGCGAGCUCAGCGAGGAUGACCUGCAGUCGGGCGCCGGAGCUCAAACACCGGCAGCGGGUGAUCCGAUCACAGAGAUCGAGAGCGAGGAGGGUGCGCAGGCAGGGACGGACACACCGGCCGAGGACAUCGUCGGGCAGAGCGCGGAGAAAGCGGAAACGGUGGGCUCCAGUUGCAGCAACGAGAGCUGCGUCCCGACUCCAGGCUGUCGGAUCUGCUUUCAAGGAGCCGAGCAGGGGGAGCUGCUGAGCCCGUGCCGCUGUGCCGGUUCUGUACGACAUGCUCAUCAGCAGUGUCUCCUCAAGUGGAUCAGUGAGAAGGGCUCCUGGAGCUGUGAAAUCUGCAACUAUAGAUUCAACAUCCUGCCUAUACAUAUCAAACCACCACAACAGUGGCAGACCGUCACCAUGACUCUGGUGGAGAAGGUUCAGGUUAUUGCAGUGUUGCUGGGUGGCAUCUUCCUGUUGGCCAGUGUAUCAUGGCUGCUGUGGUCAGCACUGAGCCCAGAGGCACUAUGGCAACGCAGUGACAUCCUGUUCCAGAUCUGUUACGGCAUGUAUGCAGUCAUGGACCUUGUGUGUAUCGGUCUGAUUGUUCAUGAAGGUGGUGCUGUGUACAAUGUGCUGAUGCGCUGGCGAGCUGUUAAUCUCUUCUGGGACGUCCAGAACUACGAUAAAAGCCGAGACCUGGAGAACACGCACAGCCCGCACCGUAACCUGUGGCUGCCUCUCACACACACACAUACAGUCUCUAACACACCCUCACAAACCACCCGACUGGAGUCAUCGCCUCGAUGCCCCCUUCGCCUCCUCUCCAUGUGCCUGAACGUGACCUCUGACCUCUCCCCUCAGGAGCAAGGCUCAGGCGAGCUGGUCGUUAGGGUCACGUCAGUUUGACAUCAAAUUAAACUCAUUCAGGGACCAAUCGAACAGCAUUUGUGGGAGUGGCUAACUAGUGGGAGGAACCUUGGCGUUGGGAGGAGCCUUACUUGAAAAGCACUUUAGAAGACAUGCAAACUGAAUUGAAUACAGAAUUAUGUUGUAUUGCAAACUGAACAGGUGUUUCCAGCCUGAAGUUCUGGAUCAGCCUUUGAGCAUCGAAGUAAGACUGCAAAGCUCUCCGCACACACACAGACUUAUACAAAAUUAGGUCCCACUUUAUAUUAGGUGGCCUUAACUACUAUGUACUUACAUUUGAAUUAAUCAUUGGGUACAAUGCACUUAUUGUGUACAUACAUGUUUUUACAUUGUACUAUACCUAUAUGUAAUUGCAUCUGUAAUUAAUUUCUGUAAUUACAUUUAUAAUUACACUGUUGACCCAUCCCUUACACCUUAACCCACCCUUAAACCUACCCAUACCACCAAACCUGCCCCUAACCUUACCCGUAUCCCACCUCAAUAGCAGCAAAAGUGUUUUGAAAUACAAUAUGACCACAAUAAGUACAUUGUACUUAUUUUUUGAUGUAAGUACAUAGUAGUUAAGGCCACCUAAUAUAAAGUGGGACCCAAAAUUAUAAUGCACACAAAAUGUACUACUGCUGUUAGACAAAUGAAUGUUUGUUUUAAACCAACUGUUUUUAUGUUCAGGUUUUUAAUCAUUUCAGUACUGAUAAACUACAACUUAUCACAGCUUCUAUUCAUUACACUUCACCUGCCAUAAUGUACAGGCACCACAGUUACAGGCCUUUUCACAUUAAGCCGCAUUUCCACUAUCUAUGUAAUGUACGAUCAUUACAUUUUGCCCCUUGUGGCAGCCGCAUGACACUUUCAAAUUGGUUGUGAAGCAGCCGUUACCCUUUGCUUAUUCAAUCUUGGUAAAAAAUGAAUGAAUGUAUAUCCAUACAAAACAAAUGAGCGCCGAUGUUGACAACGCUGUUGAAAACAUUGAUUUCACAAGUAACUAGUAUAGAAAAUAUGCAAAGGGUAACAAAAGUCAUUGAGAAAAAGUUUAAAAAAAUUAAAUACCAAAAAAUUAUUUAGGUUUAUGCAUCUAUUAGACACUUUUAUCCAAACAGACUUACAAUGGAAGAGCUUAAGUAAUGUGUCAUAGAGCCAACAAUAUUGAUAUGGCAGGUUUAUUAGAAAGCUAGAUUAGGAAAGAAGCUAAAGCAGAGGUGAAAUGCUAUGGAAGCCCGUUUCAGUCAUGCAAUAAAAAAUUAAAAUGGUAAUUGCGACAUAUGUCACAAUUCUGAUAUUCAACUCUCAAAUUGAAAAUGUACAUCUCCCAAUUUAGACUUUUGUUCUCAGAAUUGCGAGUUUAUCUAUCACAAUUCUCAGUUUAUAUCUUGCAAUUCUGAAAAAAAAAAAAAAAACCCCCGCAGAUUUAUAAACUCAAAAUUGCAAGAAAAAGGGCCUGAAUUGUGAGAAAAAUUACCUUUUUGGGCUUCCAUAAAAUGCAGAGAAGAAGAAGAAAAAAAGAUGACUUUUUAUUUAAAUAUUUUGGGAAAUGUCAGUAGUGUUUGUCUGUGUAAAACUUGUGGUUGGACAGGCGGUCUCGUGUGCUCUAGAUGCAAAAGUGUAAAUAUUUCAAUGCAUCCAAAGCUCAAAUUGGAUCUUAAAAUUCUGCAUACAGUCAGAACGCCACACAGCUCCUGUACUACUCUACAUUGGAAACUAAAGACUUCAGAGAUUAAUGCCAAGGAGGUAGUGGAGAAACUUGCAAAAGUUGAACAAACAUUAACUUUUGCUGCAGUGGAUUCUGUUGUAUGCAUCUGUGUCAAUUUAUUCUAUUCCCACCUGAUUUUAAAUGACCCUCAGAAAGAUCUUACACACUGUCAUCUGUCAAUGCUUAAGUGCCCUACAUCUCAUGUUGCAUAUAUUACAGCAAAAAAACUAACUGACUUUGGACUUUUAGUCUCUAGACUCAUACAAAAUUCAUGAAGAAAUGGAGUUGGUGGUUAGAUAUUGUGAUGCUGGUAAGCAUUUUAACCAUUGUGCCCUUAAGAUACCAAGCCCUGGACAAGCUUUCUAAGACUGACAUAAAUGUAAUAUAAAAUGUUAGGAGUGAAAUAAUUACAAAUACUUUUAACAUCGUAAGCACAUUGAAAAUCUUCCUAAGCAGCUCAAGUCUACAGCGAAAAUGCAAACCAUCACAGAAAUACUGAAUGUUCACUGAUUCCAUCUGGGCACAUUGUGUUUCUGUCGUUGAAACUUGACCAGCGUUCAUGCUAGCU